AUGAAUGCUUCUGUGCCAGUUUUCGAGAAACCCCAUCCUCGUUUAAGUGUUUUAGACUGGACUAGAAACAUUCAAAGAUUGCAAAACGAAGCUAGGACUCGACGGUUUGAGUCUUACGAGCUCAGGCAGAGAGCAAACCAGUUGAGGAACGAAACUUCAGUAACAACUAGAUGGGAUACCCACGUUAAUAAUGAGUUAUUAAGAGAUAGGAUUUUUGAAGUCCAAUCCUGGCGGGAGAAGCAGAGGUUCACGAGAGAAUGUGUAAGAGAUGAGAUCAGAGCUCUGAAAGAAGAGAAAAAUGCAACGGAACUCCAUCUCGAGUCCCUGCAGGUGCCAUUGAUGGUUGUGUCGCAAUGUCUCUCCAACCGAGACGAAAGGGUGCCACCCGAACUAACCAGGGACCGGCUCGGAGAAGAACUGAAAAAGGAGCUGCAUAUAAUAGAGAACAGUAAACGCGUACUCACCGACGUGUGUCACAUGGGCUGGGAGAAGCUGAAGGAGUUGACCAACGUGUUCUGCCGGCUGGAGCGCGAGAUCCAGAACAAAGACGAUGCGCUGGACUUAGAGUACCACGUCAAGGAUCUCACCAGGGACAGCUCGGAUAUUUCCUACAAGAUCGACCCGAUAAGAGUACCGCCGCAAACUAUGACAGAACAAAGCUACGAGCACUGCAUUGAAAACACGAUCAAGAUAGCCGAGCAGUUAAUGGGAGAGUCGAAGGGGCUGCGAGAGACGAUGUUCAAGAGCCGGGAGCAGGCGCGGAACCAGAUGUACGCGCAGUGCCAGGCCGUGGAGAUGGUUAUGCGCAGACGCGUGUAUGACAUACAGCGUGCGCGGAAUGAGAUGGAAUGGCAGAAGUAUAAGUUAGAAACCAACAUGCAGAAGGUAGACAGGGAAAUAGAAUCACUACGCGCGGCUGUCGCCGACAAGAUCAAUCCCAAGAAACUUGUUGAGACGAGGUUGGAGGUGCGCACGCGGAGACCCGUUCUGGAGCGGGUUCAGGAUAAACCUAUGCGAGGUUUGAUAGAAGAAUAUGAGAGAGUGAACAUGAGCUACAAUAUGCUAGAGAAGAAAUUACAAGAUGCAUUGACGACUUAUCAUGGCAUGUACAACCACCACCAGAGAGUAACCAAGGACUUACAGUACAAGAAUCAAGCCCUGGAGACUGACAGGAGGCUGAUAGAAAUAAGGAAACCUCUUCAUCCUAUCAACGAAACUGACUUUAAGAGGAAUGUAGGAUAUUGUCAUAUGAGUGAUGAGUUGUGCCCUGAAUAAAUUUAGAUCACUUCAUAUUGGCAAGAGAAAUUAAAUAGCCGCUUAAAAAUAACUUUCUGAGGCGCUAGAGUUUGCAAUAAGAGAA
This is a messenger RNA of Manduca sexta (tobacco hornworm), 1360 nucleotides long. RefSeq names its product tektin-B1-like. Gene Ontology annotation, cellular component: microtubule cytoskeleton; nucleus. The transcript has 7 exons. Gene Ontology annotation, biological process: cilium movement involved in cell motility; cilium assembly. Lineage: Eukaryota; Metazoa; Arthropoda; Insecta; Lepidoptera; Sphingidae. The record is from RefSeq and is a predicted model, not a curated record. Bases 1 to 1275 code for a protein of 424 amino acids.